UUUCCAAAAUGAGGCCUUACUAUCUUUUGGUCCCUCUUUUAGUACUCUCCAUUAUUUCAACAACCACAAAUGGCCUAACACAGCAAACUAGCUAUGUAAACUCUGUGAAAAAAACUAACACCAUUAUCCAACAAUUCUUGACUCCUCAAAAUGCAGCUCGUUCAGCACUUAGACUAAAACCAUUAGUGUGGGACAAGAAAUUGGCUAAUUAUGCAACAUGGUAUGCAAACCAAAGGAGAUAUGAUUGUGAGUUGAUUCACUCAAAUGGACCAUAUGGUGAAAAUAUUUUCUGGGGUAGUGGUGCCGGGUGGUCGCCGAGCCAGGCCGUUACGGCCUGGCUCGCGGAACGACGGUCGUAUAACUAUUGGUACAAUAGUUGUAACGACGGAGAAUGUGGCCAUUAUACGCAAAUUGUGUGGAGAGAAAGUAGAAGAAUUGGUUGUGCAAAAGUGACCUGUUUUAAUGGAUUGGGAGUUUUUAUGACUUGCAAUUAUGACCCUCCUGGUAACUACAUUGGAGAAAGGCCUUACUAAACUUUUUUCAAGUUGAAAACUUGAAAAUUGAGAGAAUUCUUCUUAUUUUUCAUUUUUUUUUCCUUUUUUUUAACUGUGUUGUUCAGACCAACUUGCAAGAGGUGAGAGAAGUCCGGAACAAAAUGCAUUGAAUUGGUUUUUGCAAUAUAUUUUCUUGAAUUAUUUUUUUGUUAUUUUGUUUUUUUGAAAACAUAUGUGAGAUUUGAGAAAGGAAUUUCUCAUUUGAUUAAAUUGUAUCAAUAAUUUAUAACAAGUGUAAUAUGAAUGAUUUGAAGUUAAUUAA
This is a messenger RNA of Nicotiana tabacum (common tobacco), 816 nucleotides long. RefSeq names its product pathogenesis-related protein PR-1-like. NCBI's taxonomy places the organism in Eukaryota, Viridiplantae, Streptophyta, Magnoliopsida, Solanales, Solanaceae. The record is from RefSeq and is a predicted model, not a curated record. Gene Ontology annotation, cellular component: extracellular region.